Messenger RNA from Xiphophorus hellerii (green swordtail), 4237 nucleotides. Its product is annotated as interferon-induced protein 44-like. NCBI's taxonomy places the organism in Eukaryota, Metazoa, Chordata, Actinopteri, Cyprinodontiformes, Poeciliidae. The record is from RefSeq and is a predicted model, not a curated record. The transcript is spliced from 5 exons. Gene Ontology annotation, biological process: immune response. The coding region runs from base 2453 to 3235 and encodes 260 amino acids.
CCUAGAUUCUUCCAAUAUUUUCAAAAUUAUUAGUUGUUUGAGAAAAUUAGGUAAUAGAAGAAAACAAAUUACACUGUGCCUUUAUGAGAGCAGAUUAUUUACCUGACUACCACAACACAGCUACAUCAGAAUCUGGUUUACAAAUGAACUUUAUAACUUUAGACAGUGCUGAAAAAAGCAGACUCUAAACUUGGCCAAAUUUAAACAAAGCUAUGAACUUGUUGUGCCUCUGAACCAUUUCAUCGAUAGUAUUAUCCAGAUAAAUCUUGAAACAGUUUAUGGAUCUUGAAUUUGCAGUAGGGGAGUCUUUAGAAAAGAUCAAGUUGAUUAUGGAAAAUUCAUAAUUCUAAACUGGAGGAAGCAAAAAACAAUGUUUUAAAGUGACUUGGUUUAGUAAAUUGCAUUCAACUAAUAGAUUGUGAUUUUUGUGACGUUAAGUGAGAUUUUGAGACUGAAACAAAUUGUAAGAAACAUCCAGUGAGCCCCUGAUUGAUCAGGUUUGUGUUGCCCCCCUUGUAGCCCAGCCUUAGUGAAUGUGCUUUAACUGAGAGAGAAGUAAUCUCAGUCUUUAUUGAGACAAACAAAUUGAACUCUUAAUAGCAUUAAAUUCAAAAAAGAUCUUUUGAAUGUGAUUUGGAGUGAUAAAAAAAUAUACACAAUCCUCAAAAUAAGAAAUAAAAGAUUUCAUCUUAAAAUGAAACCUAAUUAGCCAAAGUGAAUAAGAAUUAUAACAGAUUGAUUAAGCUGAAGACAUGAUAUGUGUUAUUGAUGGUGGACAUGAAUGCAAAGAGGCAGAGACAGCUUGUAGGUGAAGACCGUUUUAAUAAAAAAAAUAAUAAUAAUAAUAAAAAAAUGAAACACUUAUAAAAACCACAGGGAGCCCGAGCAGAACAAAAACCACAAAUCCAAGAAAAAUGCCAACAGGGAACACAGGAAAGAAAUUGGGUAAAUAACAGGUUAUAACAGGAGGAACCAACAAGAAGGAACUGAGAAUGAGUUUUAUAUAUAUUAGAGAGGUUGAUGACUGAACAAGGAACAGAUGGCUGAUUAGCUAAUGGAUGCAGGUCUGAGGGGAGAAAGAAAAUGAUACAGGAGACUAGGAAAUAAAUCUAACAUGAAAGAACAACUAGACCUAACAUCCAUAGACACAAUAGACACAAUAAAGAAGCACAAUAAGCUGCAAUCAUUGAAGGACUGAACUAAAUUAAAACAGAAACAAGACUGAUUGUUUCUGUUCAGUUUUGGAUGAACCAUGGAGGGAACUGCGCUGGGGUGAGUUCUCAGUAACACUCACAGCUGAUCAAUAACACCCUGUUCACUGCUGUUGAGUUGUCAUUCUGCUGAAAUGUAUAAAUUAGAACUUUAGAUCUAAAUGGACAAAUAUAAAGCUCAGAAGAUGAUUUUAAAUACCUCUUUCUGGGAGGUUUUGCUGGGUUUAAAUGGAGUCUGGUCAUAGUUUGACAGGAAACAGAGGAAGGAGACAAAACCACAGUGUAGUGAAGCUGAGACUGAUACAGAAAGAAUCCUUUUAAGCUGAAAACAAGAUACUGCUAUAUGAUGAGGGAUAUAAAACAACCCCACUGAUAAAUAUAAAGAUGUGGUGGCAUCAUGGCUCAGGUUUGGUUUCAAAUAAGAGCAGAGGGGCAAGGAAAAGAAAGAGCAAAGGAAUAUAUAUGAAGUGAGAAACAUUGUGAUUACAAUGUUCAUCAAAACACAAAAAAUCCAGAAGGUUAAAAUUGUUUUAAUACUCAAUGAUUAAAAUUAAAAAUGGUUAAUAUAAUCUUAUAUAAGGAGCAAUCAUAUCUGGUGUGAAAGUUUCUUUAAAGUCUCUGGAAUAAAAUUGACGUUCCUCUCUAAUUUAAACUACAACUUCACUAUGUUCACCACAGUCUUGGUUCACUCUGGUAUAUAACAUGUUUUAUGGAUAAAUUAACAUCCACACAUAAGCUUACAAACUUUGCAAUAGGCUGAAAUCCUUUGAAAUUCCCAAAUAUUUGUAACUUUUACAAAUAUUACCCAGCAUAUAAAAAGAGAUUCAACAAACAGCCUAUAGAUAAAUACUAAAAACACUCUGUAACAAAAUCUGUAUCUUAGAUAUUAUGUUCAUUAAAGAUACAAGCACAGAAUUUCCUCCAAUGAUUGCUAGCUUCCUUACACUUCAACUCUCAAAGCUACUCUCAAGUUCUUGUAAAACUCUCAGUAGUGGAUGUAACAACUUUGCCUCCUGUCAAUAAAUGGUGCACUGAGCUAUUUACUAACAUAAAUAAUGUUUAUUGGCAGUUGGACUCAGGUUUAAGAUGAAAAUUAUGGUUUUAGUGAACAAACGAUUCCCAAAAUCCAGGCAGCACAGAUGAGCAGCGGCAGAAGCUCUGAGUCUGGUAGCAACUGGUAAAUAAUUACAACAACUGACGUAAGACUAACUGAUUGAGUUUAUGUUCUUAGAGAAAACAAGAUGAAUCUUCAAUAUGUGCAGAAAUACAAACCUGAACAGGAUGAUAUCAGGUACCUCCGGGUCCUCCUUUACGGACCCGUCGGAGCUGGAAAGUCCAGUUUCAUCAACUCUGUCAGUAACGUCCUCAGAGGUCGGAUGACAACUCCUGCUUUGGCCAGCGCGACCACGUCUGAUAAAAGCUUCACCAAAAAGUAUGAGACUCAUAAGUUCAUUAAAGGACGAGGAAGCGCAAAGACAUUUUAUCCUGUGGUCUUCAACGACAUCAUGGGACUGGAAGAUGGAACCAACAGGGGAGUUCAUGCUGACGACAUCAAGCUGGCUUUGAGAGGACAUGUGAAGGAAGGUCACAAGUUCAACCCAGUUGCUCCUCUAUCUCAGAAUGACCCAGGCUACAACCCGACCCCCUCUGCUGAUGACAGAGUUUAUGUCCUGGUCUGUGUGAUGUCUGCCAACACUGCUCAGAUGAAAUCAUCAGUUCUGGAGAAAAUGAAGAGCAUCAGAGAAACAGCCAGUGAUCUGGGAAUUCCUCAAAUGGCCAUGAUGACGCACAUCGAUGAAGCCUGCGGUGAAACUGAGAAGGACUUGAGGAAUGUGUAUAAAAGCAAGUACCUGAGAAAAAAGAUGAAAGACUUCAGCUCAGCAGUGGGAAUCCCCAUGAACUGCAUCUUUCCUGUGAAGAACUACAGUGAAGAAAUCGACAUGAACGAUCGUAUUGAUGCUCUGGUCCUGAGCGCUCUGAGGAAUAUGAUCAACUUUGGAGACGACUUCAUUGAGAAGAUUUAAACUGAGAAUUUUAAUUUUGGUAUCCAGUUUUGGAGACGAGAGGCAAAAAGAUUGCAGCAUUUCACUGUGUUAGCGUUGGUUUUAUUAAAUGUUUCUAUCUAUUCUAUAAGAACUUGACCUGAAAAGGUCACUGCUCUCUAUAACAGGUUAAGAAAACAGUGCAGAGUAAUACUGGGAGCAGCUCUUCCAAAUGUAUUGUUUCACUAGCAAGGACCAUGCCAUAAAGAUAUAUGUUUAAAGAUUUGUUGAUGAAUGGAUGAAGGGAUGGAGGAGAGAGAGAUGGAGGGGAGUCUUUUGAAUAAAAGAUUUUACUUUAAAAUAUAACUCACAAAAUAACCAGUUUACUGCCAUUGUGGGUGACCAAGAUUGGAUAAUCUUAGCUUUUUUUAAUGUAGAUGUCAGUAAAAUUGACAAAAAAAAAUUCUGGCAAUUUUAUUGUAUUAUUUAACAAUGUCAUGCAAGCAUUUCUUAUUCCUGACUGGAAGAGACCCAUGCCAAAAUGGUAAUCAGAUUUUUCACAUCUGUUUUUCACGUAAAGCAUUUUAAAUGGACCUGUGUAAGAAAGCUGUAGAAAUUGUAGAGGAAUAAAAUUGUUAAUAGUUAAUAAUUAUGUUGGUUGACUGUUUUGCACUGAGGCAUGUUUUAAGGACGUAUAUUGUGUCAAAUGUACUGAGUCACUCUGACCUAGAAGUCAGAAAGGAAUUCAGAUUUAGAGAGAAGUGGAAAUGUCAAUUGCUAACCUGGUGUAAACAUAUAUCUAGCCAAAUCCUGAAAGGUCCCAGCUGGACAAUUCCAGGAAACUCUAAUAAGACUGCAGCAGAACGCAAGCCAAGUGAUCUACAUCAACCAAAGAACAAACUGGCCUGGUUGAGAACCCUACAUACACCCUGAAAGAGGGUAGUAUAAAUACUCCCUGCUUUCAGAGAGUCAGGGUGAUGCUAUGAAAUUAUGCGGCAAUAUGUGAAUUGUGUAAUGCAGGUGCGCUAAGGACCCUCCAUUUUU